Seriola dumerili (greater amberjack) is the source of this 2416-nucleotide messenger RNA. RefSeq names its product formin binding protein 1 (gene fnbp1b). The coding region runs from base 59 to 1975 and encodes 638 amino acids. The transcript has 17 exons. Gene Ontology annotation, biological process: endocytosis; signal transduction. NCBI's taxonomy places the organism in Eukaryota, Metazoa, Chordata, Actinopteri, Carangiformes, Carangidae. Gene Ontology annotation, molecular function: protein binding. The record is from RefSeq and is a predicted model, not a curated record.
CUGACACUUCACAAACUCCGUGUGUCGUGCCAGAGGAACUAUUAACUGGACUCCAGACAUGGUAGAGGAGAGGAUGGGGAACUGUUGGAGCUACACCAAGGAUCAGUUUGACAACUUGGAGAAGCAUACACAGUGGGGGAUCGAGUUUGUGGAGAAGUACACCAAAUUUGUCAAGGAGCGAUCAGAGAUUGAAACCAGCUAUGCAAAACAAAUUAGGAAUUUAUCAAAGAAGUAUCAACCCAAGAAGAACUCGCGAGAAGAGGAGGAGAGCAAGUACACUUUCUGUCGAGCCUUCCUGACGUCGCUUAACGAGUUAAACGACUAUGCAGGUCAACACGAAGUUAUAGCGGAGAAUUUAACAUCACAGAUCAUCUCUGAGCUUUCACGCUACCUGCAGGAACUCAAGGCAGAGAGAAAAUCGCACUUCCAUGAUGGACGUAAGGCACAGCAGCACAUCGAGAGCUCGUGGAAACAGCUGGAAUCGUGUAAAAGACGAUUUGAGAGGGACUGUAAAGAGGCGGACCGAGCACAGCAAUACUUUGAGAAGAUGGACGCUGACAUUAACGUGACUAAGGCUGAUGUGGAAAAGGCACGACAGCAAGCUCAGAUGAGACACCAGAUGGCUGCUGACAGUAAGGGCGAUUACUCCUCCUACCUGCAAAAGUUCAACCAGGAGCAGAAUGACCAUUACUACACAAUUAUCCCCAACAUAUUCCAGAAACUUCAAGACAUGGAGGAGAAACGGAUUGAGAGGAUAGGACUGUGCAUGAAGACGUUUGCAGACGUGGACCGCCAGGUGCUGCCCAUCGUCGGGAAAUGUUUGGAUGAAAUGACGAAAGCCGCCGAGUCCAUCGAGCCCAAAACUGACUCCAAACAGGUGGUGGAGUCCUAUAAGUCUGGGUUCGAGCCCCCGGGUGAUGUGGAAUUUGAGGACUACGGUCAGCCCAUGAAGAGGACGGCGUCUGACACCAGCCUGUCCAGCCCCAGAGAGGGCAAGGAGAAGCCUGCUGGCAAGACCAAGGGCAAACUGUGGCCUUUCAUUAAGAACAAGAACAAGCUUAUGUCCCUGUUAACAUCCCCCCACCAGCCCCCACCUGCCCCCCCAGCCUCAUCCCCGCCCUCACCCUCUGCUGUUCCCAACGACCCCCAGUCUCCCAAGCAGCACAAGGAGCCCCUCUCCCACCGCCUCAACGACUUCAUGACCUCCAAACCCAAAAUGCACUGCCUCCGGAGCCUGAGGCGAGGGAUCACACUCAAUUCCCACGUCCGGAAUCUCAUUGAGGGUUCUGGACCAGAGGACUUCAGCCACCUGCCACCGGAGCAGAGGAGGAAGAAGCUGCAGGGCAAGAUAGAUGAAUUAAAUAAAGACAUUCAAAAAGAGAUGGACCAGAGGGACGCUCUAACUAAGAUGAAAGACGUGUACGUGAAGAACCCUCAGAUGGGAGACCCUACCAGCGUAGACCCCCGACUAUUAGAAAUAGGCCAGAACAUCGAGAAGCUCCAGUUUGAAGUGCAGAAAUUUGAGGGCUGGUUAGCAGAGGUGGAGGAGAGGAUGCCAUCCAAGAGCGACACACACCGGAGAAGCGGGAUAUAUGAGACCCAGAACAACACAACAGUGAGCAACAACUGUGCACAAGACAGAGAGAGCCCGGAUGGCAGCUACACAGAGGAGCAGAAUUCAGAGACUCAGGUCAAAGCCAACACCCACCCCAUCCCCACCUCCUCCACGCCGGAGUUUGACGACGAGUUUGACGACGAGGAGACCUUGCCCACCAUCGGCACCUGCAAAGCCUUGUAUCCCUUUGAAGGUCAUAACGAGGGCACUAUCUCCGUGGCGGAGGGCGAGCUGUUGUACGUCAUAGAGGAAGACAAAGGAGACGGGUGGACGCGAGUGCGCAGGAACGAGGACGAGGAGGGAUACGUCCCAACAUCCUACGUCGAGGUCUUUUUGGAAACAAAUGCCAAAGAUUCCUAAAAGUGUGAGGCUGGCGGAGGAAUGGCAGGGCAAGCAGCCUCGGAGAAAACCACCAUGUUCCUCACACGCUCACAGAGUCAGAGAGAAAAAGCGAACGGUGACCUGAAUCUAAAAGAGAGAGACGUCCGAUAGUAACGCAUCUCAAUUUCCAAACCGUUAUAAAGAAAAUACAAAAAAAGAAAAAAACUAUAAAAGAAAAAACUUAUCCGCAGUGUUGCGCUUCCUCUGCAGAACUCUGCAGUGUGAAGCAAGGAUGAGAGAAAUUCAUCUAAAUUUUAGCGCUCAUAACCUUCUCCAUUCUUAACACCCAUUCAGCAGUCACAACCACAGUAUACAAUUUGCUUUUUGUUGUUUUCAGCAAAGCUUUGCUUCUUAAUGGAACUAACUCCGCUUGCACCACGCGCGGUCAUGAAAGUGGCUUCUGGCUUCCUUGCUCUGAAC